This is a messenger RNA of Hippopotamus amphibius kiboko, 3112 nucleotides long. It is a transcript of the gene TXNDC11, whose product is annotated as thioredoxin domain containing 11. The record is from RefSeq and is a predicted model, not a curated record. Lineage: Eukaryota; Metazoa; Chordata; Mammalia; Artiodactyla; Hippopotamidae.
GGCGCCGCGGAGGCGGCAGGCUGACGUGGACCGUUCGGGUUUGCGGGCUCGGCGAGCUGCGGGAUUUGGGGGGCGAAGGGCCGGGCCGGGCCUUCGGGCCCUUGGCGGCGGCGGCGGUAUAAAGCCGGCGACGGGGAGCAUGUAAUGUCGGAAUGCGGAGGCCGCGGCGGCGGCGGCGGCAGCAGCGGCAGCGACGACGUCGAGGACGAGGGUGGCGGUGGCGGCGGCCCCGCGGGCUCCGGCUCGCUCAGCCCGGCCCCGGCCGCGUCCUCGGAGGGCCGGCUUCGCCGCGGGCUGCGCGGCGCCUCCCUCAUGGCGCGCCGGCGGCCCGAGCUGCUCUGCGGAGCCGUGGCGCUCGGCUGCGCGCUCCUCCUCGCCCUCAAGUUCACCUGCAGUCGAGCAAAAGAUGUGAUAAUUCCAGCAAAGCCACCUGUCAGCUUUUUCUCCUCGAGGUCUCCGGUUCUUGACCUCUUCCAGGGUCAGCUGGACUACGCAGAGCACAUUCGCCCAGGAUUCAGAGGUGGUGCGUGCUGUUCUUCUUACGCCCCAUGGUGUGGACAGUCCAUCGCCGCCAGGGCAGAAAUUGAACAAGCAGCGAGUCAGCUUUCAGACCAGGUGUUGUUUGUUGCAAUUAACUGUUGGUGGAAUCAGGGGAAAUGCAGAAAACAGAAACACUUCUUUUAUUUUCCUGUAAUAUAUCUGUAUCAUCGGAGUUUUGGACCAAUCGAAUACAAAGGCCCCAUGAGUGCUGUUUACAUUGAGAAGUUUGUCCGCCGGGUGAUGAAACCACUUCUCUACAUCCCAUCUCAAUCAGAAUUACUAGAUUUUCUCUCAAGCUACGAGCCUGGAGUACUCGGGUACUUUGAGUUCAGUGGCUCACCCCAGCCUCCCGGUUAUUUGACCUUCUUUACUUCAGCAUUACAUUCAUUAAAGAAAGAUUACCUAGGAACAGUACGAUUUGGGGUUAUCACAAAUAAACAUCUUGCGAAACUGGUAUCCUUAGUACACUCUGGAAGUGUGUAUUUACAUAGACAUUUCAACACAUCACUUGUCUUUCCCAGGGAGGUCAUCAACUACACAGCUGAGAACAUCUAUAAGUGGGCCUUAGAAAACCGAGAGAUGCUCCUUCGAUGGCUGUGGCCACACGGCGGCAAGAGUCUCCUGCUGAACAAUGAACUGAAGAAAGGACCAGCACUUUUUGUAUUCGUACCUUUUAAUCCCUUAGCUGAAAGUCAUCCUUUAAUAGAUGAGAUCACCGCAGUGGCCUUGGAGUACAACAACUGUCACAGGGACCAGGUGGUGGAGCGGCUCCUUCAGCACCUGCAGCGAGCGGAUGCCCCGGUGUUCAAGUCUCUGGCACCUGAGCCUCCGGCCCCGCUGCCAUCCCCCUGCUGCAACACCGUGGUGCUGCCCCAGUGGCACUCCAUCUCCAGGACCCACAACGUGUGUGAACUGUGUGUCAACCAGACCGCCGGCGGCCUGAGGCCGAGCUCGGUCAGCAUGCCCCAGUGCAGCUUUUUUGAGAUGGCAGCAGCUCUGGAUUCUUUCUACCUCAAGGAGCAGACCUUUUAUCAUGUGGCAUCAGACAGCAGAGAAUGCAGCAAUUUUCUAAGUUUCUAUAGCCCUUUCAGCUACUACACUGCAUGUUGCAGGACCAUAAACAGGGGCAUGAUGGGCUUCAUUGAUUCCGAGCAAGAUGUCUUUGAAACCCCAACCAUUGCAUUUUCUUCCCUUGAGAAGAAAUGUGAGGUUGAUAGCCCAAGCUCCAUUCCUCACAUUGAGGAGAACGGGUAUCUCUUUCCUGAACUGGACCUGAAUAGCACACGCUUCACAGGCCUGAGCUGCAGAACCAACAAGACCCUAAACAUCUACCUUUUGGAUUCCAAUUUAUUUUGGUUAUAUGCGGAGAGGCUGGGUGCUCCGAGCACUGCUCUGGUGAAAGAAUUUGCUGCAAUUGUUGAUGUGAAAGAAGAGUCUCACUAUAUCUUGGAUCCAAAACAAGCUCUUAUGAAGUUCACCCUAGAGUCGUUCAUUCAAAACUUCAGCGUUCUCUACAGUCCCUUGAAAAGGCAUCUUAUCGGAAGUGACUCCGCCCAGUUCCCUUCUCAACGUUUAAUCACUGAAGUGACAACCGAUACCUUUUGGGAAGUGGUCCUUCAAAAGCAGGAUGUGCUGCUGCUUUAUUACGCACAGUGGUGCGGCUUCUGUCCAGCCCUCAACCACGUCUUUAUCCAGCUGGCUCGGCUCCUGCCCGCGGAUGCAUUCACUGUGGCGAGGAUUGACGUAUCUCAGAAUGAUCUUCCUUGGGAGUUUAUGGUUGACCGUCUUCCUACUGUCUUAUUUUUUCCCUGUAACAGAAAGGACCUAAGUGUGAAAUACCCCGAAGACCUUCCCAUCACCCUUCCAAAUCUUCUGAGGUUCAUUUUGCAUCACUCAGACCCUGCUUCCACCCCCCAGAACUUGGCUAACCCUCCUACCAAAGAGUGUCUUCAGAGCGAGGCUGCCCUGCAGCAGGGGCACAUCUCCCACCUGGAGAGAGAGAUCCAGAAGCUGAGGGCGGAGAUCAGCGCCCUGCAGCAGGCACAGGGGCAGGUGGAGGCCCAGCUCUCGAGCGCACGCAGGGAUGAGCACCGGCUGCUGCGGCAGCAGCACACGCUGGAGAGGCAGCACAGCCUGCUCCGGCUGCACAGCGAGCAGCUGCAGGCCCUGUACGAGCAGAAGACCCGGGAGCUCGAGGACUUGGCCCGCAAGCUCCAGGAGCUGGCCGACGCCUCGGAGAACCUCCUCACCGAGAACACGUGGCUCAAGAUCCUGGUGGCCACCAUGGAGCGGAAACUGGAGGGCAGGGAUGGGGCCGAAGACCGCGCUGCCCCCAAAGAGGCACACUCGGAGCACCCCGAGCCCUCGGGCACUCCCCGACUGCCAGCCAGCACCCCUCCGCCUUCCAACAUCAGCUCCACGCUGGCCUCCGAAAGGAGCACCAAGAACAGGACAGACUAACUUUGAAAAUGACAUGAAGAAAUCAGAGGUGAAAACUGUACAUUGGGAAUAUAUUUAUGCAAAUUUUAUUGAAAUUUAUUGUAAAUAAAGAUUUUCUCAGUGGUCUAGAAAA